Molecule: messenger RNA, 1967 nt
Organism: Paramisgurnus dabryanus
Lineage: Eukaryota; Metazoa; Chordata; Actinopteri; Cypriniformes; Cobitidae
Source: RefSeq, a predicted model, not a curated record
UGUAUUAGGGAUAGCCUAGAGAGUUAGUCUAGUGCAAACGUUGGCAAACCUAGAGGCCUUUUUGUCUUUAUAAUGGAGCCAGCAAGAAAGAGGAGAACUUCUCCUGUCUGGGAGCAUUUUGAAUUGGUUGCUCAUAACAAGGUUUGUAUGCAUUUAGAUAGUUUAUUGUCAUAAUAUCACGUAAUCCUCACCAUAUGACUGUAUAAUGACAAUGUGUAUUAUCUGCAUAUUGAAGGUGAAAUGUUUGCUGUGCCACAAAGAGCUGACUUACAGCAACAACACCUCCUCCAUGCUUAGGCAUUAUCGUGCAAUGCAUGAGGAUGCGCAACCUGCUGCAAACAGACCAGACACUAGUCAAAAUUACAGAAAGAAAUUGGUGGAUGAGGCUUUGGUCAACAUGGUCAUCAAAGACUCCCAACCCUUUUCUGUUGUGGAUGACGUGGGGUUUAGAGAGCUUGUGCAUGUGCUGGAUCCAUCCUAUGUUCUUCCAACAAGAAAGGCUUUGAAGUCCAUGGUUGAUAGCAGGUAUGAGGAGGCUAAGGAGAAGGCCAAAGAGAAGUUGGACAAUGUUGUUGCUGUUAGCCUUACGUCCGACAUGUGGACAUCGAUAAACAUGGAGGCUUACCUGGCUGUGACAUGUCAUUUCAUAGAUGCCAAUGACCAGCUUGGGACAAUCUUGCUUGGGGUGCAACAUUUCCCAAACACCCAUACAGCAGAGAACUUGGCUAUUUCUCAUACUAUGGUCAUGGAGGAGUGGGGCAUAAAGGACAAGGUGAGGUGCCUUGUCACGGAUGCUGCUGCCAAUAUGAUUGCCUGUGUCAGGGCAUUAAAUAUUAGGCAUGCCAUAUGCAUUGCACAUGCAUUAAAUUUAAUUGUCAGAAAGUCUUUCGACGAUGUACCAGACUUAAAUCAGCUUCGCACAAAAUGUAGGAAGCUUGUUACCUACUUCAGGACCAGCACAACAGGCAAAGAAAGACUGGCCCAAGUGCAGGUGCAGAUGGGGAGACCAACUCUAAAAAUGAUUAUUGAGGUGGACACCCGUUGGAACAGCACAUACAGCAUGCUGGAAAGGAUGUACGACCUGAGAGAGCCAGUUGGGGCAGCUUUGGCCUCUUUAAGGACAGAUGUAAGCCCUCCUUCUUCAUUGGAAUAUGACACCAUAAAAGAUGCUCUUGAAAUACUGGCCCCAUUCCACCAGGCCACAGUAGAGCUUUCUGCAGAAAAAAUAGUGUCAGCAUCAAAGGUUAUUCCCCUACUGAAGAUGCUAAACCACACCAUUUUAACAAAAUCACAGGGCUUAACAUCAAAUAUGGCGAGGCAGCUGGCUGACAACCUUGUCCGUCGCGUCAGAGAGCAUGCAUUGCAAAUGGAAUCAAUAAGUGUGAUGACAAUGCCUACAUUGCUGGACCCUAGGUUCAAAAAACUAGGCUUCCUAAGUCCAGGGAAGCUACAAGAUGCCAUCACAAGACUAAAGUCAGAAUGUGUGAAUGUGAUUAGAAAUUCUGAUACCCCACCCCCAGCUCAGCUGCCUGCCUCACAAGCUGGGCAAUCUACAACCUGUGGUAAGUAGUCUUUGUCUUAUGUGAAUGUUCACACUUGUAAUGACAUGUAAUCUGAACCAUUGAGAAGUGAGCUUUUUUCCUUUUCAUAAUUAUAGGUGACCUUUGGCAUCUGCUGGACACCACUGUGGAUAACAGCAGACGGAGCUCCAGUGUGACCGCAGAUGCAACAAUUGAAGUCGAUCGUUAUUUGUCAGAGACAAAUCUGGCAAGGACAGAGGAUCCAUUGGGAUAUUGGAACAAACAGAAGCUCCAAUAUCCCAAUUUAUAUAAGCUGGCACUGACCUUCCUGUGUUGUCCAGCAUCAUCGGUGCCCUGUGAAAGGGUGUUUUCUAAAGCUGGAGAGGUGGUUUCUAAAAAGAGAAACCGCCUCAAUCCAAAUACUGUGAAAAAACUUUUGUUUUUAAA